Molecule: messenger RNA, 1692 nt
Organism: Aspergillus calidoustus
Lineage: Eukaryota; Fungi; Ascomycota; Eurotiomycetes; Eurotiales; Aspergillaceae
Source: the annotation of a GenBank genome assembly
AUGGACAAGACCGUGCGGCUGUGGCACGUGAGCCGCCCCGAGUGCCUUUGCUGCUUCAAGCACAGCGAUUUCGUGACGUCAAUUCAAUUCCACCCGCGCGACGACCGAUUCUUCCUUGCUGGGUCUCUGGAUAUGAAGCUGAGGCUGUGGAGUAUCCCGGACAAGAGUGUAGCGUUCACGGUGACAGUGCCGGAUAUGAUCACAUCCGUUUCCUUUACCCCGGAUGGACGGUUUUCGUUGGCGGGUUGCCUCAACGGGAUGUGCAACAUUUACGAAACUGAUGGGCUGAAAUCUGCAGGAGGGAUUCAUGUUCGGUCAGCGCGCGGAAAGAACGCCAAGGGUAGCAAGAUCACCGGUAUUGAUACAAUGAUCCUCCCGCAAGGUGAUCCAAAUGGCGACGUGAAGCUCCUGAUUACAAGCAACGACUCUCGUAUCCGACUCUACGAUUUCCGAGACCGAGUCCUGGAAGCCAAAUUCCGCGGAAAUGAAAACACAUGCAGUCAGAUUCGAGCUACCUUUAGUGAUGAUGGGAAACAUGUCAUCUGUGGUAGUGAAGAUCGCAGGGCAUACAUUUGGCCCAUGGGUCCGGUGGAAAAGGAUGCCGAUAAACGAGCCUUUGAAGUUCUCGAUACCCAGUCGGCGAUGGUGACGGCGGCGGUCAUGGCCCCGGACAAGACGAAGCAAGUGCUGGGGUUUUCAGAAGAUCCGAUUUACGACCUCUGCAACCCGCCUCCCGUGACCCUUGGGAGCCAACCGACUAAAGAGAAUGGCCGGCAAAAUCGCAUCUCAACCGCUAGCAAAGCCGCACAAGAAUCGCCUGGGUAUCUUGCGCGCUCGACGCAUCCCGACGGAAAUAUCAUCAUCAUAGCCGACUACUCGGGGAAGAUCAAGGUCUUCCGCCAGGAUUGCGCGUACCAGAAGCGCCGGUAUGAUAGCUGGGAUACCCAUUCGACAAUCUCACGGCGGCUUCUGCGGCGAACCAACUCAGCGCGGCAAAGUAUCGCAUCUUCAGUCGGCAAGGAUUCUUCACACAAGACACCAUCCGAACGCAUCAUCUCGUGGCGAAACUCAGUUGUUGGGCAUGACAGCAACAACGCUCAAAACCAGCAGAGUUCGAGGACGAGGAGUCCGUCUCCACGCAAGGUUAUGCAGGGUCUCUCUCGCAACUCGAGCCCUGGGCGUGGAUCGUCAGGAGGGAAAGGUGAGUCACGGUCAAUUUUCACCACUUCUCCGCCACCAUCGGCGUACAAGUCGUCAUUCGACAGCCCUCGAACGAGCUUUGCGGAAGCGCGGAAACGCAACGGCGCAACGUCAGAGGAUCCUCGCCGUACUCCCGUGCCCUCAUCAGCAGCUGCACUGAUCAACAAGGGAGGCGAUAAAGAGAACCCCUUGUGGCUGCAAGGCGACCAUAGCUAUGCGUUUUACAACAAAAUCACUCAGGACGCGCUUGCUGCUCAGCGAAGCUCUCCGGGUUUGCUGAAUCCAAACAGAAGACCAGCCGAACCCGAACGCAAAGUCAGCGUCCUAAGCAGCGAAUACGCGUCGUCCAACGCCUCCGGUGACGACGGUGAAGUCAUGCGCUGCGAUGGGUGCUGGGCCACAAACUUCAAAGCAACCAAGGGCCGAAGCGGUAAGCAGCGCUUGAUAUGCGUGCGCUGCUCUCGGCCAAUUCCAUCGCCGUUCAAUGAGUAG